Messenger RNA from Photinus pyralis (common eastern firefly), 2915 nucleotides. RefSeq names its product probable G-protein coupled receptor CG31760. The coding region runs from base 130 to 1806 and encodes 558 amino acids. Gene Ontology annotation, biological process: G protein-coupled receptor signaling pathway. Lineage: Eukaryota; Metazoa; Arthropoda; Insecta; Coleoptera; Lampyridae. The record is from RefSeq and is a predicted model, not a curated record. The transcript has 11 exons. Gene Ontology annotation, cellular component: membrane. Gene Ontology annotation, molecular function: G protein-coupled receptor activity.
CUUCAAGACGCCAUAUCAAGAAACCUGCUAGUUUCCGAUACAAAUAUUUUAUCAGCGCGAGUGCUCGCAAUUAACGCGUCGACGGGUCAGCUGGUGAACUGCGCGUGGUGGCAGCGGCAAGGUUUGGAAAUGGGAGGCCCUAGGAAGUUAACCGAGGGCAUUCCAGAGGUGGGCCAACGACCCGAUCCGGAUUAUCCUUGGUACGAGGACGCGGAUUCCAGUCCCGGUCUGCGCUCACCGAAAUUUAUGGACAGUCCUCUGAAAGUUUCGUACAGGGGAUGGUGGACAUAUCCCUACUACUCCUGUAUCUCCCGCAAAUGGCUCACAUCCUACAGCGUUCCCAUUCCCUCACCCGGACGUCACGGAAUGAAAGGCUAUCUAAGCUUAGACGUCGACGUCUCGAAUUUGGAAGUGAACCAAUGCGAAGACGACCACCUCGGCUCCUACUCCGAAAUCCUGGUGCUACACGGAACGCACAAAUGUCACAAUUUAACUUCGAAGUGCGUUUAUCGUUCCCAGCUGGGCUUAACGGGCUGGUCCAGAGGGAGCUAUCAAUGUAAAUGCAGACCCGGCUUUUAUUCGCCGCAUCACGCUGGUAUAUUUAACGGAACAAUUGUAGAAAUCGCAUGGCAGGAACAGGAGACGAACAACAGCAACGCAUGGUCGACGAUAUUCCGGUGCAAACAGUGCGCGCCAGGUUGCCACCACUGCUUCGGUCCCGAACCGUGCCUGGCAACCUACAAUUGGCCGUUUAGGACUGCGAUACUAAGUUUUAGUGUUUUUUGCGUUUUUUCGACACUCGCCCUUAUCGUUUACAUGUAUCGGCAUAAGAAAUUAAAAGUGUUUAAGGUAGCUAGUCCGAUUUUCUUGGCGAUUACGCUCGUCGGUUGCGGAAUUAUGUACUUGGAGAUGGCUGCCAUCUUUCCGGUGUUGGACAAGUACUCGUGUAUAGCCACAAAGUGGACGCGCCAUCUUGGAUUUUGCAUCACGUACACUGCCUUGCUGAUGAAGACUUGGAGGGUUUCUCUGACCUACCGAGUCAAAUCAGCGCACAAAGUGAAACUAACAGACAAACAGCUUUUGCAAUGGAUGGUGCCCAUACUUUUAGUAAUGCUCAUAUAUUUAGGAACUUGGACGCUAUCUGAUACUCCAAUAGCCGAAGAUAUCAAGGACAGCACCGGUUUAAGGUUCAAGCAGUGCUCUUACAACUGGUGGGAUCAUAGUCUUGCAAUCGGUGAGGUGUUGUUUCUAGCUUGGGGUGUGCGAGUCUGUUACAAUGUGCGAAACGCCGAAUCCUUGUAUAAUGAAGCUAGAUUGAUAAGUUACGCAAUUUAUAAUAUAGCACUCGUUAAUACCGCCAUGGUAGCAAUUCAUUUGUUAAUAUUUCCUCAAGCGGGACCUGACAUUAAAUACUUAUUAGGAUUUGUACGAACACAAUUAUCAACUACCGUUACAAUAGGCCUCGUAUUUGGACCAAAAGUUUUGAGAGUACUAAGAGGACAAGGUGAUCAAUGGGAUAACCGAGCCCGCUCCCGGGGAGUGACGGCAUCCUUCUCCCUAAACGGAAUCGGGCUAGUACCCGAAGAAGCGCCCGAUCUUUAUCAGGAAAACGAGGAACUUAAGGAGGAAAUCCAGAAGUUAGCGGCGCAGAUCGAGUUCAUGAAGAUCGUCUACAUGGAAGUGAAUAACAGGCACUUGAAGCCGAAGAGCGGUAGUUAUUUUACUAAUCUUAAUACACCAGGUGCGGUGCAAAGUCCUUUAGCUAAAUCGGGUUGUUUGUUAACAAAAUCGCCCGAAGAUCUUUGACUAAUAUGUGGCAGUAGUGAAGAGUGGUAUAGGCUAGGAAGACACGGAAGUGAAAAAGAUACACGUACCCCCGUCUUUGUUUGAAUGUUUCCUUCAGGCUUUGUGUUACCGAUGUUUUUUUUCGUAUCCAUUAUCUUUCUCCUUUGGUGGGACCGUCGGUCCUUUCGACAUUUAGGCCAUUCGGCUCAGAGUGGACCAUUCAAACUUUUAAGCGCUUCCCGCUACUUCCCUCGUGAAAUUGAUUUCAAGGUCUUCCCUAUAUUAUCCUGUUAGUGAACAGGUAAUGGAUACGAAGUUACCGAUUGCCAAAUUACCUUCAGUGUCUCAAUGUUGCACACCUAUAAGAUAAGAACUAUGUUUCUCUAAAACGCUUUUCCUACCCAAGCCCUUCCUCAUUACUGCAAAACAAUCAAACCGCCUUGUGUAAGAAGGUAGACCUUGUGUAGUUGGUAGCCCUUUGUUUUUUUUUUUGAGCUUGUCCGCUUAUAUACAUGUGAAAACUUGGCGCUUUUGAAAACUGUCAAUUGUUACCUGUGUGUCUGUCAUGUUAGCAUAUAAGAAAACAUUAUAAUAGCACAAAUUUCUGACUGAUAUUUACUGUAAAAGAUGUGCUUCAACGUGUGAUAAACCUGACCUUAUUUCAAUUUCUGGCUCUUGCCAGGUAGAUGUUACUGACUACUGAUCAUUUUUGUAUGCGUUGUUGGAUGGGUUUUCAAAUUCUAUAUUUCAUUACUCGUUACAGAAAACAUCCUUUUAAUGUGCGCCAUUGUAUUUGUUGAUAGAAUAAAUGUUUAAUGUUGAACUCUUAAUGUACAUAGACCAAAAAUUGGCAUUUAGGGAAAUUUUCUGUACAUAGUUCAAUGGAAGACAAUACUUAAACGAAAACUGCUUUUAUCAUUAUACAUAACAUAAGGUAGGGAUAUCUCAUAUUUUUGAUUUUCUAAAAGUAUAUUCUUGUCUUCCGUUCGACGUUGGGGGACGGAGACAACGAUAGGAUUUGUGUAGGACGCGUUAUUCUAACAAUUUAAUCUGCAAAAUUUAUGAUACAAAACAAAUAAAUAUGUUAUAUAUUUGUAAAAAAAAAUGUUUAAUAUAUAUGUAUUUCACAA